GGCUCAAGCGUCCCCCCCCCUUCCCCCGCCGGCGUGCUCGCUUCUGCCCCGCGUGGCAGUUCGCGGGACCUCCAGGUCGCUCUCCCGAGCGCGAGAAGCUCGGAGCCUGGGAAGGCAACCCGGUGACCGAAAGACAGGGGACCUGGCGUCCGAAGGGCUGGGGUGCAGGCUGGGCUGGAAGACGAGAGAUAACCUCGGCUCCUUUUAUGGAGACCCUAAAGUCAGGCCCUCCCGCGGGAAUCAAGCGCUGUUUUAGGUGAUGGUGAUACAGCUGUGGACGAAACAAGCAACAUCCCCGCUCUCUCGGAGCUUUCUGAACCUUGCAUUGCCCUGUGAUGCCACGGGGCACGAAACUGAGGCUGGAGAGGUUGUGGUCGGUCUGAGGCCACACAGCUGGGACAUGGAUUCACUGAGAUGGAUGACCAGCUACCUACAGCUUCAGUGUGGUUCUUCCCUCUUUGCCUCGGAGAAGGGAUGAGGGGGGCGGACACAGCCAGAGACCAGGGCAGGGUGCUAAUAUUGAGCGCAGUGCAUGAAAAUAAUUGAGGAUGCACAGAUGGCUGCACGAGACCCAGAAGCAAAGGGACAAGAGAACACAAAACACGAAAGUCGGAAAACCUGAAGCCACUCCCUAGCGUUUUGUGUGUGGCUGGGCAAACCGGCUGAGCUUCCAAUUCUUCAUCAGUCCAGUUGGGACCACACAUUUGCUCUUGGCCUCUUUAUGAGAGACUUGAAAGAGUCAACUGUUUCUGUUCCCAAGUUUGACAAGGUUCCGUGGCUUAGUGACGCCAGCCUCAGAAACAAGCCCCUACUGCUCAGCCUCCCCAAAAGAUACCCUCACGCCUCUGCCACUUUCCUGAUUUCAUACAAGAAGGACACGAAUUUGCCCAGUUUGUUUCAAGUUCCAGAUGACUCAUUUCAGGCCAGGAGGAAGCCGAAUGACCCCGCGCUGGUCAGGAACAGGCAGCUGUGCAGCACGUGCUGGGAGAUGAGAACGGCACGGCCGAGGGCUACGCAGGACCCAGGCGAUCAGACGCCUUCCUUUGAGGCUUUCAUGAGUCGUAAAAUGAAGCAUCUUCAGCCACCGAAAGCUCAGACUGUACCCAAGAGUCCCCAGGACGACAGCUCAACAGGAGGAGGAAGGAAGAGGUCACUUUUGGUGGAAACAAUAAACCCAAGGAGACGUCGUCUAAAAAGGCUUUGAGUUCUCUGCCGUUAAUAAAGAGUCAGGGCCAGGAUCAGAGCCCAGGUCCGUCUGACUCAGUGUCUGGUUUCACCCCUGCAUCCUUCUGUCAUCCCUGGCCGCCGGCCGACUGGUGGCAGAUUCCACACUGCCAGCUCCUCAGACUUCCCCCUGCUCCUCAAGGAGCCUUGUUUCUUCUCCGAGGAGGUCAAACCUCAAGACACUGGCACCUUCUGUGAGCUUCCUUGUCCCGCAGUCAAAUAAGAGGUGGUUUCUUCUUGUUCCUUGGAGAAAUGCCUCCUAUAAUAAGGAAAAUACUGUCGUUGAUUUUUUUUUUUAUGGAGUUUGAAAUUCCCAUCCUGGAUGGAUCCCAAGCAUUUUUAUUUAUUUAUUUUUUUUAGCACGAACCUCCAUCGAAAUUAAGCACAAAAUAGGUCCUAACACAACUCACAAAAUGCAGUUUUCCCUGCUUGAACAAAACAGGUAAUAUACCUACUGAAGCCUCUUAAUUCUUCUCGAGCAGAAAACACAGCAGGUGCAGAGCGUACCGGUUGCCAUAGCGCCGCCUCCUCUCCCUCAUCUUCUCUGCAGGUAGGCCACGUUCCUGGGUGCUCCAUGGCUUUAGAUACAUUACCAUUUUCUAGGCAGAGCUGGGUCUAAGUCCAUGGGAGACCAUGGUCUUUGAUAGAGAUUAAACCUUUCUGGUUCUCCUAAUCUACUGCUGCUCAAGUUUAUCAUGGUGUCUCUCAGGUUUUUCUAAUUGAAAAUUAGAAAGGUAAGAUUAUAAUAAUCUUAUCUUCGGGCCCCUGGAUUGCAAGCCUUCACACAUUCCCAAGCUUGGAUGUUGCUUAGUUACCUGGUACAUUUAAGAAUGGUCCUUUAUAGGAGAUGAGUAGGCCC
Artibeus jamaicensis (Jamaican fruit-eating bat) is the source of this 2083-nucleotide messenger RNA. It is a transcript of the gene CUNH1orf105, whose product is annotated as chromosome unknown C1orf105 homolog. NCBI's taxonomy places the organism in Eukaryota, Metazoa, Chordata, Mammalia, Chiroptera, Phyllostomidae. The record is from RefSeq and is a predicted model, not a curated record. The transcript has 7 exons. Bases 722 to 1204 code for a protein of 160 amino acids.